Molecule: messenger RNA, 1805 nt
Organism: Mercurialis annua (annual mercury)
Lineage: Eukaryota; Viridiplantae; Streptophyta; Magnoliopsida; Malpighiales; Euphorbiaceae
Product: cyprosin-like
Exons: 13
Coding region: 105-1610 (501 amino acids)
Biological process (GO): proteolysis; lipid metabolic process
Molecular function (GO): aspartic-type endopeptidase activity
Source: RefSeq, a predicted model, not a curated record
ACAAUCACUCUUCUAAACAAAAGAUACCAAACUCUGUCUCCACUUCUCUUCAAAACGUUAUUUUCAAGAAAUUUAAAUUCUCUUACAAUUCUCAGUUUUCGAACAUGGGAACUAAAUUGAGUGCUGUUUUGGCUGGUUUGAUUCUAUUACUCCCUGUGAUUAUGUGUGUUAAUGAUGAUGGGUUGUUUAGAGUUGGAUUAAAAAAGAAAACUUUUGAUCAUCAAAUCAAAAACCCUGAUGGAAAAAAUGCAUAUAAAAGGUAUAAUAAUGAUGUUUUUGGAAAUUCUGAGGACAGUGAUAUUGUUGCAUUGAAGAAUUAUUUGGAUGCUCAGUACUAUGGUGAGAUUGCUAUUGGUACUCCUCCACAGACUUUUACUGUGGUGUUUGAUACAGGAAGCUCUAAUCUUUGGGUACCCUCUUCCAAAUGUCAUUUUUCGCUUGCUUGCUAUUUCCAUUCUAAGUACAAGGCUAGUGAAUCAAGAAGUUACGCGGAGAAUGGUACAUCUGCUGCCAUCCGUUACGGGACUGGUUCAAUUUCUGGCUUCUUUAGCCAGGACAACGUAAAAGUUGGGGAUCUUGUUGUUAGGAAUCAGGAUUUCAUUGAGGCAACAAAAGAGCCAGGUAUCACAUUCUUGGCUUCGAAGUUUGAUGGUAUACUCGGACUAGGGUUCCAAGAGAUCUCAGUUGGGAAAGCCAUUCCAGUUUGGUAUAGUAUGGUUGAUCAAGGUCUUGUUAAAGAGCAAGUUUUUUCAUUUUGGUUAAAUCGUAUAGUUGGAGGAGAAAAAGGGGGAGAAAUUGUUUUUGGUGGGGUAGAUCCUAAUCAUCACAAGGGUCAGCACACUUAUGUUCCUGUGACUCAAAAAGGAUACUGGCAGUUUGAUAUGGGAGAAGUAUUAAUUGGAAAUGAAACAACUGGAUUAUGCGCUGAUGGCUGUAAGGCAAUUGCUGAUUCUGGAACCUCUUUGCUAGCAGGCCCGACAACUGUGAUUACUCAAAUAAAUCAUGCCAUUGGAGCCUCUGGUAUUGUAAGCCAACAAUGCAAGACAGUGGUAGAACAGUACGGAAAAGUCAUUCUGGAAAUGCUGUUAUCUCAGGCACGACCAGGGAAGAUAUGCUCUCAAAUUGGAUUUUGUACCUUUGACGGGACUCGAGGUGUUAGUACAAACAUUCAGAAUGUGGUGGAUGAAAGCAAAGAGAGGGCAUCUGAUGGUAUGCAAGAUGCCGCAUGUACUGCUUGUGAGAUGUUGGUCGUGUGGAUGCAAAAUCGUUUGAAGCUAAAUGAUACUGAAGAUCAGAUCUUGAAUUAUGUGAAUCAGCUAUGUGAGAGGUUGCCGAGUCCCAAUGGAGAAUCGGCAGUUGAUUGUAGCAGUCUAUCGACCUUGCCUAGUGUCUCAUUUACAAUUGGUGGUAAAGCUUUUAAGCUGACUCCAGAUCAGUACGUUCUCAAAGUUGGAGAAGGAGCCGCAGCUCAAUGCAUCAGCGGAUUUAUUGCUUUGGAUGUGCCCCCUCCUCGUGGACCACUUUGGAUUCUGGGAGAUGUAUUCAUGGGUGUUUAUCACACGGUGUUCGACUAUGGAAAUCUACGAGUCGGAUUUGCUGAGGCGGCCUAAAUAGCUGUCUUCCGGCCACCAAUAUGUACAGUAACUUAUUUUCUCGAACCUAUUUGGCUAAUGUACCAGUGAUGGAAACAAAAUCGAUAAUUAAAGAGUAAAGCCAAAAACUUGUUGGCAAGUUGUUUGUGCUUGAAAUAUUAUGCAUCACACAGAUCUUAAUGUCAACUUGAAUGCGUGACCACAUUGUGAUUA